Austrofundulus limnaeus is the source of this 2787-nucleotide messenger RNA. It is a transcript of the gene plp1a, whose product is annotated as proteolipid protein 1a. Lineage: Eukaryota; Metazoa; Chordata; Actinopteri; Cyprinodontiformes; Rivulidae. Bases 104 to 841 code for a protein of 245 amino acids. The record is from RefSeq and is a predicted model, not a curated record. Gene Ontology annotation, cellular component: myelin sheath; plasma membrane. Gene Ontology annotation, molecular function: structural constituent of myelin sheath. Gene Ontology annotation, biological process: central nervous system myelination; axon development. The transcript has 7 exons.
GAGCAGAGAUUGAUUUAUACUGGGGGGCUGAAGGCGAGAGAGGAGCACAUCAUCAGAGGAGCAGCUGCGGCCGAAUCAACAGGUCCUGAAAUCAUUACCAGACAUGGGUUGCUACGACUGCUGUAUGCGCUGUUUGGGUGGGGUCCCAUAUUGCUCCCUCGUCGCCACAYUGCUCUGCUUCUCUGGCAUUGCCCUGUUCUGUGGCUGUGGGCACCAGGCGCUCACAGAAACCGAGAGGCUCAUCGAGACUUACUUUGCUCGUAACCUUCAGGACUACAGGACCCUCGCCUACAUUAUUCAAUAUUUCCAGUAUGUCAUCUAUGGUCUGGCCUCCUUCUUCUUCCUCUACUGCAUUGUGCUGCUGGCUGAGGGCUUCUACACCACAAGCGUGGCCAAGCAAACCUUCGGAGAGUUCAGGAGCACCAUGUGUGGCCGCUGCCUCAGCUCCUCGUUCAUAGUGAUGACGUAUCUACUUGCUGUGCUGUGGCUGUUGGUGUUCGCUUUCUCUGCCUUGCCGGUCUACUUCUUUUACAACAUGGAUGCCACUUGCCACACCAUUGAUGUUCUGACCGAGACCCCUGCAAGCAUCAACCAGCUCUGCGUCGACGCAAGACAAUACGGACUCUUGCCAUGGGAUGCUGUUCCAGGCAAAGCUUGUGGUAUGACCCUGUCCAAUGUUUGUAAAACCAGAGAGUACCGGAUAACCUAUGACCUGUACGUUGCUGCUUUUGCCGGUGCAGGCAUCACUCUCUUGGCUCUGCUGACCUAUACUGUCUCCACCACCUAUAACUUUGCGGUUCUGCGGUACCUUGGGAGAAAGGGCAUAGGUGCRAGGUGUUAGGCACCCGGUUUCCUGUCCUCUCUUUCACUUCACCAUCAACAAGGGACUCCUAAAGGAARUGGCGUCAACUCUUUCUUCUUUUUAAUUUCAGCUGCACGAAAUCACCUGUGGUCAUGGACUUUUAUAURAAAAAUGUUUUUAUAUUUUUACUUUUUGUAAGGUUGUCAUUUCUCUUUUCUGUUUAUUGGAAAUAAUUGCUGCUUUUACCUACAGAUGAAUAUUAUUGUUAAAUCACCAAAAUAUUUGUAAAGUUUGGCAGUUGUUGCUUACAAGUUUUACUUUCUACUUAAAUUUAUAACACAAUAACUUAACAUUUUAAAAGUAGCAAUUUUCAACUAUUGCAAGCACAAUACAGCUGCURUGCAGAAAAGGGGCUGGAGCUUACCAUGGAUACUGGCCCUCACAUCUGGCAGCUGUGGGGGCAGACAAGCKUAUGCAGUCUCACGCUGACCUCAGGACUUUUCUCACGGUACGGAGAGAAAAACCCGAACAAUGCAGUCGUGCUCAUUUUGAAACGUUAGCCAAUGAGGAGCCAGUUCCCGGGGCCACCUGCAUCACGAGCCUCUCUGCCAAAGGGUUGAAUUUCAAGUCAAAGCAGAACAAAGACCGGGUCGGACCUCUGAGAUGCUUCAACUCAGCUCCUCCGAGACCACAUACAACACAUUCACUGCUGUGUGAGCCCCCGGCAUCCUCUAAUGAUAAAAAUUAUGCUUUGGUGGUUAUUUUUAGCAGUUUACUACUGAUAAAAUUAAAUUUAGUGAAGUCUGAAAAUUUAUUCUCGCUGUGAAAUGGCAUCGUGGGCUAAUUUAUGAUGUAACCUCAUAUUAGACAACUUAAAAAGAUUGCAUGAGAGAUAUAAAAAAUGCAUUUCCUCUUGCUAUUUGUAUGACUGAGGUACUUUCAUAAAGGUAAAACAUUUUGACUAUUAAUUCUUUAGGAAUUUUGUUGUAGUUAUUGUAUAACACAGCUUUUACUUAUAUAUAAUUUUACUAAUACCUUUUUUGACUUUUGAAAGACUUUUACUAAAAAAAUGCUGCAAAGUAUAUUAGUAAUGAAGCCCUGUUUAGUUGUGUUGAAUUCACCAAAAUAGGAAAACGCUGGAAUGGCCAACUACACUGCUGUCUGUGCUAAAGAGUGGAGAAUYCCUGCCGCCAUCUUGACAGGUGCAAUGUGUGGCAUCCUUCCUGGACCAUAGAAAUGAACUUCAACGAAUACAUCACAUUUGUUUUUCUUUGAACAGACGAGGCUAACAAACUCUUAAAUCAGAGGUCAUAGCUCUCUCUAAGCUAGAUUGCUAUGUUUAUUGUAAAGCAGAGUUUAGACGGUAUAAAACAGUUAAUGUUAUAUUCAAUUUUAAAACUUUUACCUAUCAUGAGAAAAAUUAAUAGGCUAGAUAAAAGCUCAGUUACUCAUGUCUACAAAUUGAAAAUGAAUGUUAUUUAAGGCUUAAAUCUUCAUAAAAUUAUGAAGAGAAAUGACUAAAUAAGUUUAAGCUAUUAGUCUUAAAUGCAAUUAACUGCAGAUGCUGGUAGCAGUGCUCUGAUCAGAAGYAGACGAGUUAUUAUGGUCUGGUCUAGCUAGGAUAAUUUCAUCACAGUAUGAGAGGUAGCCUGCUGGGUUGAUAUUCUGCUAGUGCUAACGGUUGACCAGGCUUUGUGAGAGACUCAUUACAGAAUAAUAAUGACUUUUUCUUCUCACAUUGUGUUGUGUGUUUGCUUAAGUAAAAUGAUGCUAUUUUUAUUCAUUUCUAGGCUGGUGUUGAUUGUGUGUACAUGUAGCACCUAGCAAAAUKGCCACCACUAUUCUUGCCUAGAACAGACGGUGACAAUUCCAGUGCAUUUCUAUUUCAGUGGGUGGACUUGUAAAGUAGCAGCUGGCUGAUAGAUGCUUGUUUUUGAGUGUGCGUGUCAGAAAUAUAGUAUUUGACAAUAAAAGCAAUGCUUUGA